Messenger RNA from Bipolaris oryzae ATCC 44560, 372 nucleotides. RefSeq lists its product as uncharacterized. The record is from RefSeq and is a predicted model, not a curated record. The annotation marks the transcript as partial. NCBI's taxonomy places the organism in Eukaryota, Fungi, Ascomycota, Dothideomycetes, Pleosporales, Pleosporaceae. The transcript has 2 exons.
GCCUCCAUCGCCGGAGCCAUGAGCGGCCUCCUCCAGAAGCUGUUCCCCAUCAGCAACUGGACCUCUGCCCGUGAGACUUUCACGAAAGCCACCGUCGACGCCAUGUGGGCCAGGAACCCCGACAGGAAGCGCUGGGUCGCCGCUGCCUGCUACAACAUGAAGUGGGACGUUGCCAACCGCGCUGGAAUCUCUGAUGUUGCCAGUGUCAAGCUCUCCAUGGGCGCUCUCAACACUGACUAUGACUGCUUUUACAUUGGACGCCACAAUGCGCUCUGGACUCGUGGCGAUGGUGGAUACGUCAACCUUGCCAUCGUCUCCGAUAACGGCUUCUGCCGCUUUGACAGCCGCACCUCCGACCUUGACUGCAAAUAA